AUGGAUUUCCAAACUCGCGACGAUUUCAAUGCCACAGUGGACCUUCUCUUGACUAGAUUUCCAGAUACUUACAGUUCUGAUCGCGGCCAUCAGGUUGUCUCAUGGACGCAAUGUGAAGAAGGUUUGCCAUAUUUAAAAGACCUAAUAGAAAAAAAUGAAAACCAUGAGGUAUCUUUCAGUAAUAUGCAGUCAUUUGCAGAGCUUCUGCUGAGGUAUCUUUAUGAGAGAGAAAACUAUGACACGGCAAAACAAUAUCUUGAGGCAUCCAUAAAUACAUUCAGCGACUGUACAUCUCUGUCAUACACAAGUGCGAUUGACUUACGAGGUCUCAUCGAGCUGGAUAUUGGCCACCCACACGACUCUCUAAAAUACUUCGAACAAGCCUUUAAUCUGCGCAAAGCCGUUCUUCCCGAGGACGACCCAUUUCUUGCAGCCAAUUUCGUGAAUUACGGCCUCGCUUUCACGGAUAUCGGAGACCUAAAUAGAGCUAGAGACUAUCUUCAGAAAUCGAUUGAUAUUCGAUUGAAAGCGAAGAGCGAUAGAAUAGGAAAUUCAUACAGCAAUAUGGCCAGCUUAUUGCUUCGUAUGGACAAGCCGGAUGAGGCAGAGGACAUGCUGAAAGGCUGUCCCUCUUUGGCUAACUUCACUGGUGAAACCUUUCUCAAGACGGGGAAUCCCCGGUUCUCAGGAGACAUGGUGCUUCUCAGUCGCAUACGCUUGAAGCAGGGACUAUACGACGAUGCUCUCCGUCUUGCAUCCAAGGCACUGACAUUUCGACGAGAAUGCUUACCCCAACGCCUCAAGGUUUGCGACUCGCUGUAUCAAGUCGCAGAUCUUUUACAACAGGGAGACAACUAUGAAAUGGUAAGUCAACUUCUCAGCGAAUGUGUCCGGAUAUCAGAAGGCCUGCCCAAAUCCGAAGGGCAGCGGCACAUGGCUCGCGCGCUUUUUAAGCUCUCAAAAAUAUCUGAACGCCGUGGAAGUUUGAAAGAGAGCGCAGAGUUUCUGAAUCGUGCGAACUCCGUCAAGGCUGAUAUCGCAAACAGGGAGAAAUCCGUCUUGGAUAGUGGUAACAUGGAUGCUGACUUUGAACAUCUCGUACCGUGGAUGCUAUGGUAA
Molecule: messenger RNA, 1119 nt
Organism: Talaromyces rugulosus
Lineage: Eukaryota; Fungi; Ascomycota; Eurotiomycetes; Eurotiales; Trichocomaceae
Exons: 4
Coding region: 1-1119 (372 amino acids)
Molecular function (GO): protein binding
Source: RefSeq, a predicted model, not a curated record